UUGUCUUACCUCAUUCUCUCCAUUUCUUCUUUUCCUUCCCCUCGUUCCACUGUCUUUUCCAGGGUUGUACUUCCUUCAUCGGUGGCCAGUUCUAGCAAAAAUCUUGGCUGCGGCUACAUCUUCUCAGGUUAUGGUUCGCAUAGUAGCUCUUCUCGUUUAGCCUAUCUCAAUACAGCAGCCGCCAUCGGCCAGAAUCCAGCCGAAGUGGAAAUCUUCCUCGGUCGGUUAGGUCGUGUCCUAGCCCAUCACCACUGCCCUUCAAAUGACUUGUUGUCUACGCCUUUGCAGAUGACGACAUUAGAAAUAGAAGUGCAGGCGAUAGAGACAAAAAAUGCAUCUGGAAAAAGAAAUAUUAAAAGUAGUGCUGAAGAACAGAGCACAUCUGAGAUUCCAGUCGAAUCAAAAGGGCUGUAA
Messenger RNA from Protopolystoma xenopodis, 414 nucleotides. The record is from the annotation of a GenBank genome assembly. Lineage: Eukaryota; Metazoa; Platyhelminthes; Monogenea; Polystomatidea; Polystomatidae.